Messenger RNA from Volvox carteri f. nagariensis, 1981 nucleotides. It is a transcript of the gene asa1, whose product is annotated as mitochondrial F1F0 ATP synthase associated protein. The record is from RefSeq and is a predicted model, not a curated record. Lineage: Eukaryota; Viridiplantae; Chlorophyta; Chlorophyceae; Chlamydomonadales; Volvocaceae. The coding region runs from base 114 to 1892 and encodes 592 amino acids. The transcript has 11 exons.
AGCGUGUAAUUUCUGACGUGCAGUAGGUGACGUGCAGGGCUGGCAUUGGCCAGCAGCCGUAGAAGCUUAAGACAGGCUGCAAUUAGCGUGUCGCCUGAUUGGUAGCCUGGAAAAUGAUGAGCUUGCGGGCUGCCGCGCGCAAGCAGGAGCUGCCCUCGCUUCUGCUGGCCCAAGCGCGCCAGUACGUGACACCCCUGCGCGUGGAGUUUAGCGAGGGAUUGGCCGCAACUAAGAACAAGGAGUCGACCGCCCUGGUUGAGGAAUGGAAGAGCAAGAAGGAGGCAACUGAGGGCAUCCUUAAGCUACUCCAGUCCUACAAGGACCUAGGCGACAGUAAGGGCGAGCCUUUGCUGAAGUUCCACAACCCGCGGACUUAUGAAGACCUUACCGCGCCAGUGCCGAACUUCCGGGCCCAGAACCUCAAGCCCGGCGAGGUUGGAAAAUUUUUCGACAAUGUGCUUCAGAAGCGUGCGGGGGAUGCGGUCGACGCGAAGAGCAAGUGGUGGUCAGAGCGCAAGGCAGCAGCUGAGGCGGCCGCUGCCAGCAAGCAGCUCGAUUCUUUCGGCAGCCUACCGGUGCCCAGCUGGACACUCGGUAAGUCGGUCUCUCUGGAAUCUGUCAACAAGGUGACGGACGCCUACCUCAAGUCGCUGGAGCCGGCACGCAAGGUGACACUCCCGGGAGGCGCCAAGGAGGAGCCCGUCGUGGUGGAUGGGGGCAAGCCUGUGUCGGGUUUCAAGUUCGUGAGCAAGGCAGUUGCCGCUAAGGUUCUGGCUGCUCGGCGUGCUGAGGUGCACGACCGCUACGUCAAGAUGUGGGCCAAGAAGCUGCUGGUGUCGCCCGAGGUGGCAGCGGUGCCGCUCAAAGACGUGGAUGGGCAGCUAGCCUCCAAGUUCGAGUUGCUGGCACCGCAGUACGCAGAUCUGCUGCAGGCCGCAUCCUCCGGCUCCAAGACACUGGCGGAGCGCAUGUCGCACCACCCUGCACUGGACUCAUUCCUGCUCAAGCGCGAGAAGGAGGCUAUUAAGGGCGACUUCCCCUCCUCGGAGGUCGAGGCCGCAGGUGCAGCGCUCGCGAAGGAGCUGGAGGGCGAUCCCGCGGUUGCCCUGGAGAAGCUGCUGGGCCCUGAGCUGCAGUCGGGUCCGUUGGCUGGUAAGCCGAUGAGCGAGGUGAUAGCGGCUAUCACGGCACACAAGUAUGCGUCUGAUCGGUACAUGUACCGUGAGGGCAUGAAGCUGGCGGCGAGGUACAAGGCCGAGGAGGACGCUAUGCGUGGCGAGCUCAAGGCCUUGUACGGUGAUAAUGUGGACGUUGCCAGCUUCCAGGCCCAGCCGCGCACCCCCGCGCAGCAGAUUCUGGACCGCAUGAAGGAGCUGGAAGCCCGUGCUGCCGAGUUCAAGGCUGAGCUGGAAGCGGCUGAUAACGACUACCUGCGCUACGCCGCAUCCAAGAAGCAGCAGGUGCUCUCGGACCCGAGCAACAUCGCUUUCGAUGAGGUUCUUUACCCCAGCCUGGUGGAGGAACAGAUGGACAUUGAGCUGGCUGAGCUGAAGGAGGAGGAGAUGAAGGUGGAUGAUGCGGAGGAGGAGGAGCUGUGGAUGCUCACCCUGUCAGCGCAAUUCCGUCACAUCCAGAAGCAUUUUGGCGUGGACCUGCCGCACAGCGUUCUGGCGCAUAUGGACCCCGUCCUGGUCAAGAAGAUUGACUGGGAAACUACCAAUGGCCUGGAGGACUGGGACAUCACCCUGGACGACAUGGGUGCCGAGACCGCAAAGGAGCAGUGGGGUGUGGAGAACCUGUCGCACCACUUCCUGCCGCUCAUCCGUUAUCGCCGCGACAAGGCGCGCAAGCAGGUUGGCCGCUUCGACCCGGAGCUGGUUGCGGGCCGCUGAGCCUAAUUUGCACUUGCUCUUCCCCGCCUUGGUGGGGUUGAGUCAGGAUUUAACGGUGGUUCUGCUUGCUUUGUUAAAGCCUCGCGGCA